Molecule: messenger RNA, 925 nt
Organism: Aphidius gifuensis
Lineage: Eukaryota; Metazoa; Arthropoda; Insecta; Hymenoptera; Braconidae
Product: leucine-rich melanocyte differentiation-associated protein-like
Exons: 3
Coding region: 125-874 (249 amino acids)
Biological process (GO): melanocyte differentiation
Molecular function (GO): protein binding
Source: RefSeq, a predicted model, not a curated record
UCGCCAUUAAAAAAACAAUUAAACAUUAUUAUCAAAAAAAAAAAAUAAUAUACAAUUUAUUGACCCUGAUGAUAAACCUCAAGAUGACAGAUUAUCUUGUUUACGUAUUUUAUUAAUUUGCAAAAUGGCGAUAAUUGUAGAGCGCGAUUUUAAUAGAAGUGCAUUGACUGUCAAAAAUAAACACGCUUGGUAUACAGGACAACAAGCUCAAAAAAUUCCACAAGGUUUGGUUGGUGUUGUUGGAUAUGAUUGUGUCAGUUUGGAUUUAUCAUACAAUGAAUUGACAUCAGUAUCAGCAUUAAAAGAUUAUCAAUACUUGGAGGAAUUAAUUUUAGAUAAUAAUAAUCUAAGAGAUCUUCGUACAUUGCCAUUGAUGCCAAAAUUAAAAACACUGAGUAUCAACAAUAACAAGGUGAAAGAUAUUGAUGUAACACUGGAGCGAAUAAAAGAGUGCUGUCCAAACGUGACAUACUUGAGCCUCUUGGGAAAUCCAGGCUACCCGGAUCAACUCACGGAUCCAAUGAAUAACGACGAGGCUGACUACAAUCGUUAUAGACUAUAUGCUAUAUUUGUAUUACCAAAUACACUACGUUUUCUUGAUUUUCGAUCAAUUAGUAAACAAGAAUUUUAUCAUGCAAAUACACGUGGUAAAUUUUUAAGAACAGUUAAAUUAGCAACAUCUUCAUUGUCAAAUAAACCAAAUGACAUGAUGAGUUUUGAUGAUAUUGAUGGUAUUAUUGAUGUCAAUUAUUCACCAUUACCAACGUCAAAUCGUAAUUUGCAUGAUCACAAAGGAGCAUAUGGUAAAUGUCGUUACAGAUAUUCUGGUAAAAAUUCAGAAGGAAAUAGAUUUAUUUUAAAUAAUGAUCUUUAAAAAUUGAUUAUUCAUUUUUCUUUUUAUAUAAAAAAUAUUUACCAAUAAAAA